Messenger RNA from Stereum hirsutum FP-91666 SS1, 318 nucleotides. RefSeq lists its product as uncharacterized. The annotation marks the transcript as partial. The transcript has a single exon. The record is from RefSeq and is a predicted model, not a curated record. NCBI's taxonomy places the organism in Eukaryota, Fungi, Basidiomycota, Agaricomycetes, Russulales, Stereaceae.
GGAUCCAAUGGUCGUAAAAUGGCAAUGCGGAACCAUAUUAGAUCGAUGUUCAAGUCGUGUGGUUGCCCAGCGCUGUUCAUGACUUUGAAUCCUGCAGAUAUACAUUCUCCCCUCAUGCAGGUUUUAGCGGGUAUCAACCCAGAAAUAAUCGGUCGAAUGACGGCAUUCGAGCGCGCCAAAGUCGUCGCGGACAACCCUGAUGCCGCUGCAAAAUUUUUUGACUUGGUCAUCACCGCCUUUCGUGAUUACAUCCUUCGAGCGAAUCGACCCGGAGGUGGUCUAUUCGGUGACUGUUUUGCUCAUUUUGGUACUGUCGAG